AUGCUCCAUCAUGCCAAGUUGGACAAGUGCUUCUGGGCUGAAGCGGCAAUGACGGCCGUCUAUGUGAAGAACCGUUUGCCGUCACCCAAGAUUCCACACAAGACACCGUUCGAGAUUGUCUACAAUUCUAAGCCAAGUGUCAAGCACAUGCGCGUUUUUGGGUGCCAAGCAUACAUCUUGACCCCGAAGGAGAAACGACUCAAGUGGGAUCCCAAGGCCCGGGCUGGAUUGUUUUUGGGCUACUAA
Messenger RNA from Peronospora matthiolae, 246 nucleotides. The record is from the annotation of a GenBank genome assembly. NCBI's taxonomy places the organism in Eukaryota, Oomycota, Peronosporomycetes, Peronosporales, Peronosporaceae.